Messenger RNA from Entamoeba nuttalli P19, 264 nucleotides. Its product is annotated as peptidyl-prolyl cis-trans isomerase E, putative. Lineage: Eukaryota; Evosea; Mastigamoebida; Endamoebidae. Bases 1 to 264 code for a protein of 87 amino acids. Gene Ontology annotation, molecular function: RNA binding. The record is from RefSeq and is a predicted model, not a curated record. The transcript has a single exon.
AUGCAAACACAAAAAAGAAUAUAUGUAAGUGGGUUAGGUGAUUUUGUUGAUGAACAAUUAUUAUAUGAAGUUUUUUUACCGUUUGGAGAAAUUACUGAUAUACAACUCCCAAAAGAUAAUGGAAAACUAAAUAAAGGAUAUGGAUUUGUUGUUUUUGAAGAUGAGGAAGAUGCUAGCCAAGCAAUAUUAAAUAUGAACAAAGCCGAACUUUUUGGCAAAACACUAACUGUUUCUUCUUCGAGAAAUAAAGAAAAUGAGAUUUGA